AUGGGCUCGACCGUACUCCCUUAUAUGCAAACAAACCCGAAGGUGAUCUUCUUCACCGAUUUUGACGGCACGAUCACCGUUGACGACAGCAAUGAUUUUAUGAUUGACAAUCUCGGGUUUGGCCGCGAGCGCCGCCAACAACUGAACGAGAAGGUCCUCGACGAAACACUUGGUUUCCGGGACGCCUUCCGCGAGAUGCUGGGAAGCAUCAAGACCCCCUACGACGAGUGUAUCGCGACUCUGCUGAAGAACAUGAAACUGGAUCCGUACUUCGAGAAGUUCUACUACUGGGCCCGGGACAACAAUGUGCCUAUUGUAAUUCUGUCCUCCGGAAUGAGGCCGAUUAUCAGCGCGCUACUCGAGAAGUUCCUGGGCCACAAGCCCGGUGACCACCUCCACAUUGUCUGUAACGAGGUAGUGAGCCGCGACGGCAAGGAUAUCAACAGCGAAGGUGGCUGGCAGAUCCAGUACCAUGACGAAAGUCACUUCGGCCACGACAAGUCCCUCGAGAUUAAGCCGUACGCUGCUUUGCCCGAAGGCGAGCGACCGGUACUUCUGUACGCCGGCGAUGGUGUGUCCGAUUUGUCGGCCGCCGCGGAGACCAACCUCUUGUUUGCGAAGGCUGGCAAAGACCUUGUCACUUUCUGCGAGCGCCGUGGUAUGCCCUUCACCACCUUUGAGAACUGGUCCACCAUCCUGUCGACUACCCAAGAUAUCCUUGCCGGUAAGGUGUCGCCCGUCGAUGUGGCGAAGGUCAGCAAGACUGCGUAA
This is a messenger RNA of Penicillium argentinense, 771 nucleotides long. RefSeq names its product putative Phosphoserine phosphatase. The record is from RefSeq and is a predicted model, not a curated record. Gene Ontology annotation, molecular function: phosphatase activity. Lineage: Eukaryota; Fungi; Ascomycota; Eurotiomycetes; Eurotiales; Aspergillaceae. Bases 1 to 771 code for a protein of 256 amino acids. The transcript is spliced from 6 exons.